This is a messenger RNA of Aspergillus ochraceoroseus IBT 24754, 650 nucleotides long. RefSeq names its product dolichyl-diphosphooligosaccharide--protein glycosyltransferase subunit 4. The transcript has 2 exons. Bases 181 to 396 code for a protein of 71 amino acids. NCBI's taxonomy places the organism in Eukaryota, Fungi, Ascomycota, Eurotiomycetes, Eurotiales, Aspergillaceae. Gene Ontology annotation, cellular component: oligosaccharyltransferase complex. The record is from RefSeq and is a predicted model, not a curated record.
UCUCAUCAUCAGCUCUAUUUGAAUCCCUCCAUCUCAUGAACUUGAGCAGCCAUCUCGACGAGCUUCAUCAGUGCGCUUAAUCGCCUUGGAUUGCGAUCUCCCUUCUUAAUGGUCGCUUAAUAUCGCCUAUCUCCUCCAGCUCUACUUUCGAAGAAAAAACUUCACCGAUCCCUCUCCACCAUGAUCACCGACGAUGAACUCCAUCGGCUUGCCGUCUUUCUGGGCUCCUGCGCCAUGAUGAUGAUCGUCCUUUAUCACUUCCUGGAAGUGAACGCCAAAGAUGAUGAAGAUACCGUGAAUGCGACAAAGAAAUCAGCCGGCGGGGUGACAGCUACUGGUUCUGCAACUUCUACAGAGGCCGCCGGCGGCUCGUCAGCAGGAAGCAAGGACCGAUAACUUGGGGACAUUGGUUGCAUGUCGUAUUUUGUGUAUUGUAAUCAUGGCCGCUCGAUACAAUUGAGGCAUAAAAGAAAAGGAAACACAAUAAUUCUUGGUAAAAUAACUUUGUGGCUGGAUUAAUGGGAAUCCUGUUCUCCCUCCUAUGGUUAAUGUACAGAGAGGGCAAAAAAAAAAAAAAAAAGGAAAUACACUCCUCCCCUUUUGAAGAUAUCCCAUACCAUGCAAUACCAUGCCGCCUAUGCUAGAACGCC